Molecule: messenger RNA, 837 nt
Organism: Schistosoma mattheei
Lineage: Eukaryota; Metazoa; Platyhelminthes; Trematoda; Strigeidida; Schistosomatidae
Source: the annotation of a GenBank genome assembly
CGCGCGCGCUACGGACUGGACGUUACUUUCAGGCUGAGGCCUUUAGUUUUAUUUUUCUAGGAUUCUCGCUGAGCUGGAUGGAUUAUAUUUUCUUGGAAUUAUGGAAGAUAACUCAAUUCUUAACUAUUAACAUAUAAACUGUGAAUUUCAUGCCAUGUGAUAAGAUCUGAGUUUACCUUAUCGUAUUUAUGAUCAUAUUCAUACAAUAAUUCAUAUUUAUAUAAUUACAUAUAUUCAUUUUGAUUAUACAAUCAAUCUAUACUCUGUCACUUUGAAACCAUAUAUAAUCAUAUUUGACGAAGAUUCGUAUUUCAUAUCUGUAUUCUAUUUCUUAAGGAAUAUAUGGUUAUAUCGUAUUUGAAUACUUUAACCCACGUACUUUAUGUAUCUACAGGAUCUAUUCAAACCUCUACCUAAUAUCAAGAAAUAUAUACAACCGUGUAUGUUAAAGGACUGUAUUCACUAUUUUAUGAACUAUCAUUUAAAUCGUAUUUGGAUACUAUAAAUCAUUUAAUUUCCGUAGCUAUCUGUCCAAUUCGGAAUAGGAUGAGUCCAUUGUCUCCACGAUGUUCUUAUAUUCCAAAAGAAAAAUCUCCACAUUCAAUAUCUAGUCUUGAUGAAAAUGAAAUAGAUGAAGUUCGAAAGAAGUUAGAUCAUCUUCAAUCAUUACUAAUACAAACUACUGAAAAGAAUACCGAAGAAAAUGGAGAAAAGAUUGAUGAUUCAUGUCAAAAUUUGCCUAAUUAUGCUACAUUUUCAGUGAAACAAUCACAUGAAUAUGCUGUGAGAAAUUGGUUACUAUCAAAUUUAAUCAUAUUUAACUACUUAUAUCGAUAA